Molecule: messenger RNA, 976 nt
Organism: Macadamia integrifolia
Lineage: Eukaryota; Viridiplantae; Streptophyta; Magnoliopsida; Proteales; Proteaceae
Exons: 2
Coding region: 234-869 (211 amino acids)
Molecular function (GO): protein binding
Source: RefSeq, a predicted model, not a curated record
UAUGCAUGCCCUCUUGCAUGACCCUUUCAAUCAAAAGGGUGGGAACUUGAUAGUUUACAUGUGAGAGAACCAACAUCUCACUCCCAAGUUCUCUCUUGUUAGAAAGGUUUCCUCAAUUGGGUUCAACUCUUCUUCCUUCUCCAUUAUAUAGAAUACACUCAUACUAAGGAAGUGAUAGACUGACCAUAGGCAUAGAGAGAGAGAGAGAGAGAGAGAGAGAGAGAGAGAGAGAGAUGAAGGAGAUUCUACAAGGAAAACAAGCUCUUUCUCUUAGACAAGAAGAGGAGGAGAAGGUGAAGAAGAGGCAAAAGUUUUGGAUGAUGAUGGAUAGUCCUGACCUUUCUUUAGGCCCCUCUCAGUUUGUAAUCCCAGGGAGCACCGAUAGUUUAUCUUCAGGAUCAGAAAGCAAUCCUUCUAAGAAGAGAAAGUACUGUUUGGAUCAAUUCAAAAGAGAACCCAUGAUUCAGACUAGUAUUGAACUUCAACUCAAAGAUCCCUUGCCUUCCGAUUGGGAGCAAUGCCUUGAUCUUGAAUCUGGGAGAAUGUAUUAUUUGAAUAGAAGCACUUUAAAGAAGAGCUGGAACUGGCCCAAAGAACAGAAGCUGGAUUUAGAACUCAACAUCUCAUCACUCUCAAGUUCAGAAGAGAAGAGAAGCUCUGAGAUACUAGGGGGCUCGAAGAAGAGCAGUUCCUCAUCCAGUAACAUGGUAGCUGUGGCUUGUUUGAAGUGCCAUCUCCUUGUUAUGCUUUCUAGGUCUUCUCCAUCUUGUCCCAACUGCAAAUAUGUUCACUCUCUCCCAAACCAGCAGAACCCACCGCCCAAAGUCACAACCAUCAACUCCUUCGACACUUUAAUUCUGCUAAACUGAUCAUCUGGUCACAAGAACGAUAACCAUGUGUAGAUGUUGAAAGGGUGAAGACAGUAGAUAUCAAAUUCUAAAAUCAAUAGCCAAGAAUGAAUGUGCUCUUUUUUUUA